AUGCAGCCGCUCCCGCCGCCGGUGCCUGGGCCCCUGGCCCUCCUGGACACGACAGAAGGGUUUGUGAGGAGAAAGAAGACGACCCUGUGGUUUGUGGGGGCUCUGCUGGUGGUGUCCGCCUCCAUCCUGACCGUCGGCCUGGCCGCGACCACGAGGACUGAGAAUGUGACUGUGGGCGGAUACUACCCCGGCAUCAUUCUGGGCUUCGGAUCUUUCUUAGGAAUUAUUGGCAUCAACCUGGUGGAGAACAGAAAACAAAUGCUGGUGGCGGCCAUCGUGUUCAUCAGCUUCGGCGUGGUGGCGGCCUUCUGCUGCGCCGUCGUGGACGGCGUCUUCGCCGCUCGGCACAUCGAGCCCAGGCCCCUCAUGGCGGGCAGGUGCCAGUUCUACUCCAGCGGAGCUGGCUACCUCCACGACGUCUACCAGACGGAGGUCACCUGUCCUUCCCCAAACGGUGGGUGUCUGCUGAAGGUGAAGAGCAACACCUGCUACUGCUGCGAUCUCUACGACUGCCAGGGUGCCCGGAGCCCCCCGGCCUACCACGAGUUCGUGGGCGUCAGCGCCUGCCGCGACGCACUCCAGCUCUACUGGCUUCUCUGGGCCUCGGCCGCGCUCAACGUCCUGGGGCUGCUGCUGGGGGUCGUCACCGCCGCCGUCCUGGGGGCCUUCAAGGACGCGGUCCCGCUGGCCCACCUGGCCUACGGCCCGUCCAUAGCACCUCGGGUCCUCGGUGGCCCUGCCCAGCAGACCCUGGCCUGCUUGGGUUUCCGCGCCGGGCCCCUGGCGAUCCCCACCUGCCCGUCCUACCCGCUGCCCCUCCAGCUGCCCGGUGGCUUUGCAGCCUCACCCGGCUCCGACCUCCCUCUGCCCGAGGACUCGCAGCCUCAGCCCAGCUCUAGCUGCCGACAUCCCCCCAGCGCCCCCACCCACCUCCUCCCCAGGGAGAAGCCCCCUCCCUACACGCCGUGA
Molecule: messenger RNA, 969 nt
Organism: Rangifer tarandus platyrhynchus (Svalbard reindeer)
Lineage: Eukaryota; Metazoa; Chordata; Mammalia; Artiodactyla; Cervidae
Source: the annotation of a GenBank genome assembly